UUGUAGGUGUAGAUGAUGAGGAUGACAAGUGAAAAUCCCAAAAGUAAAUGUGGUCACCAAACCAACGCUGAUCAUAUAUGUAACUGUUCUAUCCCCUCUAGGCCCUUAUUGUUAUCUUUUGGGAAUCUACUCAAGCGGCCACACUUCCAUUCCAUUCCUCAGACAGUCCUUGCGGCGGGCGGGUGGGUUCUUCUAUUUUCCAUUUCCUAAUAAUUAAUACUGUUACUGUUAUGUUGGUUGGUUGGUUCAUUGUUCUUGUAACGGUUUUUCGAAUCUGAGACUGAGACUGAGAAGACAUUCAUCCAUCAGAAGUUGCCAUGACCACCUUGGUGACAUCUCCACCUCGGAUGCAACUCAAUGUCCGUUUCUCCCCCUUUUUAGUGUCCGGCCAGAGGUUAUUCUCACAUGGAUCUCUGUCUCUGCAAACACCCCACAAGGCAUGGAGACAUUCUAUGUUUCUCAAGUCCAAACCUGUCGUCAAAGAUGGGGUUCUCAGUUUCAAUGGAACCAAUGCGCUGACAGGAAUACCAGAUAAUGUUGUCAUGACACCAUGGUCAAACUCUUCGCUAUUCCUCGGUGCCACUUCCGCCCACAGCAGUUCCCGGCAAGUUUUCAAGCUUGGUCUUAUACAGGAUGCCAGAUUGUUGUGCUUAUUUAGAUUUAAAAUUUGGUGGAUGAUACCUCGUGUGGGAAAUUCAGCAAGUGACAUCCCCAUUGAAACUCAGAUGUUGCUGCUGGAAGCAAAGGAAGAUUCAAGUUCUAAUGACUCUAAAGGAUCUCCAUCCUAUGUCAUUUUCUUGCCUACGUUAGACGGUGAAUUUAGAAGCAGUUUGCAGGGAAACUCAGCUGAUGAGCUAGAAGUUUGUAUUGAAAGUGGUGACCCGGCUGUAAUUGCAUCAGAGUCUCUAAAAGCAGUUUUUGUGAAUUAUGGAAACAACCCAUUUGAUCUGAUGAAGGAAUCUAUGAAGAUCAUGGAGAAGCAUAUUGGAACAUUUUCAGUCCGCGAAAGCAAACAGAUGCCUGGAAUGCUAGAUUGGUUUGGUUGGUGCACCUGGGAUGCUUUCUAUACAGAAGUUAAUCCUAAAGGAAUCAAAGAUGGUCUAAAAUGCUUGUUAGAAGGAGGCACUCCAGCAAGGUUUUUGAUAAUUGAUGAUGGGUGGCAAGAUACAACUAAUGAGUUCCAGAAUGAAGGAGAGCCUUUUGUGGAGGGGUCACAGUUUGGUGCCAGACUCGUCAGCAUUGAGGAAAAUAGCAAGUUCAGGAAGACAGGAGAUGAGGCUUCAAGUGAGGCACCCAGUGAUCUUAAGGAAUUUAUUUCAGAUAUAAAGAGUACUUUUGGACUUAAGUAUGUCUAUGUAUGGCAUGCACUCAUGGGAUACUGGGGGGGACUUCAUCCAAAUGCCAGAGGAACUGAAAAGUACAAUCCAAAACUAAAAUUCCCCGUACAGUCACCGGGGAAUCUUGCACAUAAGAGGGAUAUAUCUAUGGACUCCAUGGAAAAGUACGGUGUUGGCACAAUAGAUCCUGCCAAAGUAUCUGAAUUUUAUGAUGAUCUGCACAGGUACCUUGUAUCACAGGAAGUGGAUGGGGUGAAGGUUGAUGUACAGAACAUACUGGAAACUAUAGCGAUUGGUUUGGGAGGCCGGGUAUCACUUACAAGACAUUUCCAACAAGCUCUUGAAAAGUCUAUUGGCACACAUUUCCAAGAUAAUAGCAUAAUCUGCUGCAUGGGUCAGAGCACGGAUUCCAUCUACAACUCAAAAAGAAGUGCUAUCACACGUGUGUCCGAUGAUUACUAUCCAGGAAACCCAACAACACAGACAGUGCAUGUGGCGGCUGUGGCUUAUAACAGCAUAUUCUUUGGUGAAGUUGUCGUCCCAGAUUGGGACAUGUUCUAUAGCCUCCAUAAUUCAGCUGAGUUUCAUGCAGUUGCUAGAGCAGUUGGAGGUUGUGGAGUCUAUGUUAGUGAUAAGCCCAGUCAGCAUGAUUUCAAGAUACUUAGAAGGCUUGUACUGCCUGAUGGAUCAGUGCUGAGGGCAAAAUACCCAGGGAGGCCAUCAAGAGAUUGUUUAUUUAAUGAUCCAGUUAUGGAUGGAAAAAGUCUGCUGAAGAUCUGGAACCUGAACGAAUUUACUGGAAUUAUUGGAGUCUUCAAUUGCCAAGGAGCAGGAAGCUGGCCUUGUCUGGAGAACACUGUCCAAAGAGACAUUAUCUCUGACCUAUCUGGACAGGUCUCUCCUACUGAUAUCGAGUAUUUUGAAGAGGUCUCAGGGAAAUCAUGGAUGGGAGAUUGUGCAGUCUUUUCCUUCAACACAGGGACCCUGUCUCGGCUACCAGUGCAAGAAUCGUUCACGAUCACGUUGAACACAUUGCAAUGUGAUGUGUUUACUGUGUCUCCCAUUAAGGUUUACCAUCAGAAGAUUAAGUUUGCUCCCAUUGGAUUGAUAAAUAUGUACAAUGCUGGAGGAGCUAUUCGGGCAGUUGAAGUUUCUAAAGAUUCUUCUAAUCGUAGAAUUGUCAUCAAGGGAAGAGGAGCUGGUCUUUUCGGAGCAUAUUCCGAUCCAAAGCCAAAGUUUUGCUCUGUGAACUCUCAAGAACAUGAAUUCAAAUAUAGAAGUGAAGAUUAUUUCUUUACUAUACCCACUGGUGGUACAAGUUCAUGGGAUAUUACCAUUCGUUAUUGAGGCUUCAUUUUUGCUUUUAGCCAAGAUUCAAAUCAAAAGAAGAAAAACGACUGAAGAAAUUGUAGCACCUAGACUGGAAAUGUUCUCAACGAACCAAUGGUGUGUACAUAAUGAACUACUAAUUUUGGAGUGUUUAGCAUUGUCGGCCUACAAACAGGCCUAUCAAACAGUCCAUGAACGCAAACGGGCAAGCCAUCAGCUUAUCCUCUUCUGCCAGAGAGCUAGUUUCCUUUACUGAAUGCACAUCAGAAAAGGCAAUCCUCCUACACUUCGUUGAUCAACUCCUUUUCCUUGUUUCGAAAUAAAUUUUGUUCCUUGGAGGAAGUAAAAAAGAACCAGCCACUCUAUUCCCGCCAACCAGUAACUCAACUAUAUAUAUAUAUAUAUAUUCACUGCCGAUAUAGUUUUAGAUUUUCCAACCGAACCAUGUUUGGGUGUGUGUGCCUAUAUGCUUCUUUCAUUCAGGGCUGCAUUUCAACCGAGACUAGUGAGUUCAAGUACUUGGUCUAACUUCGUAGCUGGAUCUGCCUUGGCCACCCAAGGCUGAUGCUGAUUAUCUUCUAAUGUGUGCAAAAGAGAAG
This is a messenger RNA of Ilex paraguariensis (yerba mate), 3265 nucleotides long. The record is from the annotation of a GenBank genome assembly. NCBI's taxonomy places the organism in Eukaryota, Viridiplantae, Streptophyta, Magnoliopsida, Aquifoliales, Aquifoliaceae.